AUGGGCACUUGCCAUUAUGCGGGUGAAUACUACCACUUCCGCCAGGCCUGGGUACCUCUGCGUUGGAUGUCCCCAGAGGCUAUCCUGGAGGGUGAUUUCUCUACCAAGUCUGAUGUCUGGGCCUUUGGUGUGCUGAUGUGGGAAGUAUUCACUCAUGGAGAGAUGCCCCAUGGUGGACAGGCAGAUGAUGAAGUGCUAGCAGACUUGCAGGCUGGGAAGGCCCGACUUCCACAGCCCGAAGGCUGCCCAUCCAAGCUCUACCGGCUGAUGCAGCGCUGCUGGGCCCCAAACCCCAAGGACCGGCCCUCCUUCAGUGAGAUUGCCAGUACCCUGGGAGACAGCCCUGCAGACAGCAAGCAGUGAGGGAGCCUUGCAGGCUGUGCUUCAGGAUGGCAUGGGCAGGGAAAAACACUUCUUUUAGGGGAGCCUGAAGCAUGAUGGGCAAGAUUUUCCUGUCCUUCUUGGCCUGAGGUCCCUGCCCAAGCACGGUGGGCAUUGCUGAGGGGAGGCAGUACCUAGGCUUUUCUCUUUGCCUUGGCCAUCGGGGAGGCUCCUUCAAACCCAAGCUGGGUGACUAAGACGUUGGGCUGGGCAUCUUUUUUUGCCACCCCUUUCUCAUCAGGGACAGUAUGGGUGCCUCAGGUAACCCCGAUUUCUGGCCUGAGCCUUUUUUUGGCCAGGUCCAGCUCUGCCACUCAUCUGCCAGUGUUGCCUAGGGAGGGCUGGGCUUGGGCUGAGCUAGGUUUGGGGAAUUUUUUUUUAAUAUAGUAAUAUACGAGAGUUCAGGAUAGCUCUGGGCAUACAGGACCAACAGGCCUCUUGGCCCAUGGGUCCUGCCUGGGGUGUCUAGUGGAUUGUGGAGGACAUAGCAGUUGAGUCCUCCCCACUGUGGGCUUGUGCACACUAACCCAGACCCAUGCUCCAAUCUCCUUCCCUCAUCCCAAGUGCCUGGCAGAUGAAGUGUUCAGGGGCUUUUGACACUUAUAUAGCCCGCCCUUUUUGUAUGCACCAGGGCGGCUUUUUUAUGUAAUU
Cricetulus griseus (Chinese hamster) is the source of this 1032-nucleotide messenger RNA. The record is from RefSeq and is a predicted model, not a curated record. Lineage: Eukaryota; Metazoa; Chordata; Mammalia; Rodentia; Cricetidae.